This is a messenger RNA of Symbiodinium sp. CCMP2456, 5592 nucleotides long. Lineage: Eukaryota; Dinophyceae; Suessiales; Symbiodiniaceae. The record is from the annotation of a GenBank genome assembly.
AUGUGUGUUUGCAUUCGUCAGAUCUUGCAGGAUGUUAUUGACCCAGUGGGUAUCAUGCUUAUUGAUGGACCAGCGAAAACCCUUGAGCUUACCAUCGAGAUCGUCAUGAACAGCGAUGUCCAAUUGCCUGCGAAAUACAUCGACAAGCUGAGGCGAGACCCGCAGAGCCACAGGGUCCACCAGCAAGCCGAGGACCAGGAAGUUCAAAUGAUCCUCCGCCACGCCGUCCCGGAUAUGGCAAUGCCAACCGAUGGUCAGAUACAAAGGGCAAAGGCAAGGAUUCUCACAAUGCCGAUGACCGCGAACGAGAUCGUGCAUACUAUGGUCGCGGGAGCCAUGAGUACCGUGACUGGACGUGAUUGCGAUCAAGAUCUCCCAAUGUAUCUGCAUCACAACUAUGAACCAUGUGGCGCAAUCUUCGCGAACGUGAUCUUCAUCACGGAACGGAAAUGGUUCGUGGAUCUCAGCAUGCAGUUGUUUGAUGUGGCAAAAGUUUUCAGGCUCGAGAUGAGGGCGCUGGAUCGCGGCGAGGAGCAGUCUGCGCGUCUCACCCACGUCUGUUCGGUGGACGACUUCCUGGAAUCCUUUCGAGGUGAGCCCUUCAAGCUGGAGGCAGCGCACCGGCGAAACGAGGCCCGUGCCUUGCUGGUGAUGGAAGCUGGGAUUCACCCGGUCUUCAUCGACUCGUCGAAUCUCCGUCUUUGGGAGAUGCGGCCGUACGUGCUGCUCGCAGAGCGUCUCGGUUACGUGGUCCAUGUCGUGGAGCCGUGGGAGAUUUGCGCAAAGUAUCGCGAUCUUAGCUUCCUUGCCGUGAUGCUCGACACUGCCGAGCGCCGACAACGAGGACGAGUGCUUCCACGACAGGCGCUACUGGCGCUCUUGAAGGCCUUCGAAACUCUUCCAGACUCGGAGGUGAAAACGAUUUGGGUCCGGAGCGGGGGUGUGCCGCCGGCCGCUUCAGGUGAUGCCGGUGGAAAACGGAUGAACAAGGAAUUCGCGUACGUUUGUGGGGCCAGUUUCGUGCGUGCUCACACAUUGCUUUGCCGCAUUGCCGAGAUGGAUUCUGCCAAUCCACUUGACACCACUGAAUUGGCUUACAAGCUUCUGCUUUUCGUGCACAGCAAGGUGAUUGCCAUCACCUUUUCGGUGCCGAUGCCAUGUGCAGUGCCCUUGGAGGAGGCCAACGGAAUCAGGGUCAUCGUGGACGUCUUCUUUGGACUGGACAUGAUUCUGAGUUGUCGAACGGCUUUUGUGGACUCCAAUGGUCUCGUGAACACAGUUCCCUACGACAUUUACAGGCACUAUCUGAAGGGCCAGUUCUUGGUGGAUUUCCUCUCCACUGUUCCGAUUGAUCGCAUCGUUGAGGCCUUCUUGGCUGAUGCAUCGAACUACGGACGGGUGCUGAAGCUGACCCGGUUUGCAAGGAUCUUCCGCUUAAUGAAGUUGGCACGGAUGCUGAAGCUCUUCCGCUUGGUUCACUCAGCUGAGUCUUCCGUCCAAGUGUCCCCGCUGUUUCUGCGCUUGGGCCUGCUGUUCAUGAACGUCUGCUUCUUGGCCCACGUGGUUGCAUGCAUGUGGCAUUGGCUGGCCACCCUACCGCUCGAUCCACAGGGCUGCGUCUCCGGCCGGCUGGAGUGCUUCGGCGACGACAGCAUUGAGGACGGCUCGGCGACGUGGCUCCAGGGUUCCGGGGGUUCCCAAGACACCGAUACAAACGCGAAGAAGUAUGUGGCAGCAUUAUACUGGGUCUUUACCACCAUGACCACUGUGGGCUAUGGCGACAUCUUUCCCAUGAACAACAUCGAGCGUGUCUUUGCAGUCGGUGUGAUGAUCUUCGGAGCCACGGUGUUUGGCUACAUCGUAGGCAGCGUGGCAGAGAUGGCCACGCAUGGUCGUCAAAACCCGGCAGCGCAGUCCCUGCUCAUGAUGCGGCAGUACUGCGAGGAGCACGGCUUCCACCAGAAGGUCGUGAACUCUGUGCGGCGGCACGUCGAGUUCUGGUACCAGGAGAUGUCGCCUUUCGAUGCGGAGCCCGAAAUACUUCAAAAGUUGCCUGCACCACUGCGGCGUGAGGUGAUCCUUCACAUCCACAGGCACGUGAUUGGCGGGGGCAUUGCCCUCUUCGCGCUGUCGAUGCCGGCCUGGCUUCAAGCGCUGCUCGUGCGAUUGUUGGAGCCGCAGGCCUUUGCACCUGGAGAGUUGAUCGUGCCUCCCACUGAAGCUGGGAGCAGCAGUGACUUGAUCUUCGUCUACGAGGGGAGUUGCGAGGCCAUUCUCAAUGCGACCGGCCGACCGCUGACCCAGGCCCCAUCCACCCGGCGUCGAGGGCGGAAGAAGGAGGUGCGUGGUGUGUACCUUGGUGACAGCUACCUGGUGUUGGAAACCUACCCGGCUGGCACUAUGCUCGGCUUCGAGGCCCUCUUGGGCGAGGAAGCCCUGCAAUCUUUCGGGUGUCCACGUGACUGUGCGGUCCGCUGCUCGGCGACGGGGACCUGCAGCGUCUUCGCGAUGAAGGUGGCUGCGCUGGUGGAUGCGCACAGGUCCACACCCCAUCUUGGCGGGAUGCUCACCGAGCUCAUGACCUGUGUCAUCGUCACGGAGGGACGGCGUCGUGUGAAGGAGCGGCAACGGUGUGAAGAGGGCCGCAGCUAUGAGACGACACUGGAGGCAUACCGAGCUGCUAAGGCCGCGCAACCACUCCGCGCGGCCGCCGCGGCCACGGAAUCGAGUUCAGAGGCGCACGAGGCUUCCCGACUGACGCCCCAAGCGCGGAAUCGAGGGCCGCUGCUGCAGCCACCGGGUAUGGACCGGGUCCCUGAACCGACAGAGGACGUGCCGCGGCUGCCGACUCCAGGAGGCGGAGACUCAGCCACGACUUGGGACCCAGGUGGCCGGGACCGUGCGGAAAGCGGUGGAGGCGAGUCGAAGGGCCCUUUCGCAUCGCUGCACACGCCGCAACAUGAUCCGCCAGAUGGAGACCCCGCAGACGGUAUGGACAAGUCCAACAAGGAGCCAGAGGUGACACGCAGCCCGCGGCGCGUCUCAGAGGAUCGGGAAGAAGGUCCACCCGUAGCAAGGCUGAGCGGGUCAGGCAAGAAGGAUCAAGAAGGUUUGCGGCAGUGGUCGCCAGCCCAGAGCCGGACGGCUAGGUUGUCUCACUUGAACUUGAGCAGUGGCAGUGGCCAGAUACCUCUGAUAUCCUCCGAUCAUUUGGACAGUUCCACAGAACGGACCCGCGCCAUUGACUCUACAUCGAGUGCAAGGAAUCCGCUGGGUGAUUUCCAGCAGCGAAUCUAUGAGGUGGGCUUGGUUUGUCUUGCGAGUGGUAUCGUCAUCAACUUCCUGGCCGUGCACUUCUGGUUCCGUCGCAAAUUUCUGGUCUCGAUGCCCUGGUAUGAGUAUCACAAGCAUGGCCUCGGCCUGCACGUGAUUUUCCUUCUGAUGUAUGCAAAUCCGCAAGCAUGCUUUCUCUUCACCUGCAGGCUUUUCGACGUCGACCUCUUCAAUAUACAUUUUGGAACUCCAAGCAAGAUGAACGAGGUCUUGUCCCGGAUUGGCUGCCUGUCCUUGCUGAGCGACACGCCGCUGCUCGUCCUGAAAGCACUCGUCUAUUUUCUGGAUUCUACUGGAAUUCAGGCCCCGAAGGUCACACGGGUUUCGAUGGGCGUGACGGUGAUCCACCUGGCACUGGUCCUCAAGCGCCAGUAUGUGUCAUCCGUGGAGAGGCAAUGGUAUCAAGAAAUCGUCCGCAUGGCAGGCGUUCGACGUCUGACUACGUACGGAGGUGCUUCGCGCUGGCUGAAAUUCCAGAAGCGGCCCAGUGCAGCUGCAGAUCUGCAGGGAGCUGGCAGCUCGCAGCAGCAGCUGUUUCUGGCGUGGAUGCAAUCCAUGGGCCGGCGCCAGGAAAGCAUCUUCCAAGAUGCUGCUUCCAAGCCACCUCCCCCACACACAAGUGGAGAUGCAGAUGAGCUGAGUGAUGAUUCAGAGGACUUGGAUUCUCUCUCGGAGGAUUCUGACUCGGAGGAGGAGGAGGAGGAGGAGCCGGAGCUGCAGCAGGAAGGCACAUCACGACCCUCCAGGCGCUCCCAGCAUGUGCACAAGCCCAAGGAUGGACAUGAUUCCGAGACCGAUGCCGCGGACACGCCGAAGAUGGAGCUCCAGUCACAUCGCGGUGAUCGGCUGGGCCGGGAGGAGCGGGCGAUGCACCGGCGAGGCCUCGGCUCCAAAGACGAGAUCCUGGGCUACGCGCGGCAGGUUGCUGACGAGAUGGGACAAUCCGACGGCGUCUCUGUGUCUGACAUCAUGAUGUUCGCGAAGCGGGUUGCAGCUCAUCCAUCCGAGAGCGGUGUCGUCACCGAAAGCUUUGGAGUCGACGGCUUCAGCAACGACAUGUUCAGCGACAACUCGCUUGGUGGCUCUGCGCUGCUGCGAUUCGCCCGGGGAGUGGCUCAGCGCGGGGACCUGUCCUCCGCCGGCGGAACCUCUGCUGUGGAAGGUGACGUGCUGGCCUUCGCACGCAAGGUAGCCCAGCAAGCGUCCGAGAGUGGCAUAGGGACCGGCAUUACGGAGGGCACGGACAUCAUGGCCUUCGCGAGAAAGGCAGCCCGAGCAGUCUCACAGUCCGGCAUCAGUCAAGGUGCAAGCGAGUCUGACGUGCUGGCUUUCGCCCGUAAGGCCGCCAGGGAGAUCUCGCAGUCUGGCAUCGGUGCAAACGACUCUGACAUCCUCACCUUUGCCCGAAAGGCUGCCGAUGAUGUCUCGAAGUCGGGUGCCGUCAGCGAGACCAGCGUUCUUGCUUUCGCCCGGCAGGUGGCGAAUGGGAUGCACAGCGAGGUGACUGAGACCAGUGCAGCAACAUCAAGGUCCGACUUCCUGGCCUUUGCUCGCCGGGCAGCACAGGAUGUCUCGAAGUCUGGAGUGGCCAGCAGUGUUGCCUCAGGCGCAGAGUCGGACAUCUAUGCCUUCGCUCAGCAGGUUGCCGGGGACGUUUCUCGGAGUGGUGUCCACGGAGCGUCAGAAGCUGCUAGCAGCGUGCGCGAGUCGGACAUCUUCGCAAUCGCGCAGAGACACACUGGGCUUCCUGAGUCCAAGACGUCUGCGAAUCCUGCAUCGAGCGUCGCAAGCGCGUCGGACAUUAUGCAGUUUGCACAGAAGGUUGCCCAAGAUGUCUCGGAAGCCGGUUACAGUCGUGCCUCCGAGGCUUCUGAUGCGCGGCUGCUGGAGUCGCGCAGUGGAGCAGAGUCCACUUCAGACGUUCUGGCCUUCGCCCGCAGGGCUGCGCAGGCUGUGGGAUCAUCCACAGUUCCAAGCGAAGAUCUCUUCGUUCCGGCCCGACGUGUGCUCAGAGAAGGCUCCUCGGUUUCGGGCAGCGAGCCGGAGGUUCAGUCACUUCAUUGCCCGAGUCAUGCGUAUCGCAUGGAACCACAAUCAAACGAUUUUAGGAGUCCGGAUUCGGGAAGCAGCAGCGACUUCAGUAGCUUCCGUAAAGAAGCGCAAGUUGUAGUUGCUGCUGAAGUCGGAGUCCAUCUUUUCCCAUUGGUUCCUGCUGGUCUGUGGUUGUCUAGCGUAGUACGGGAGUGGCAGUGGGAGUAG